Metarhizium robertsii ARSEF 23 is the source of this 735-nucleotide messenger RNA. RefSeq lists its product as uncharacterized. Bases 1 to 735 code for a protein of 244 amino acids. The record is from RefSeq and is a predicted model, not a curated record. Gene Ontology annotation, molecular function: protein binding. The transcript is spliced from 2 exons. Gene Ontology annotation, cellular component: nucleus; cytoplasm. Lineage: Eukaryota; Fungi; Ascomycota; Sordariomycetes; Hypocreales; Clavicipitaceae.
AUGUCAUCAGAUGCGUCUAGACGUCUUUUAUUAGCGUCGAUCAAAGGCGAUGUUGGUGCUGUCGAAAAGUUGCUUGCGAGAAAAGCGGACGUUAAUGAUGGCCGUAAGCGCACGCCUCUGCUGUGUGCUGCUGCAGCGGGACACUACUCCAUUGUUCGCCUAUUGCUUGGGAGAGACGCCGGCGACGAUGGUGAGGUGAACGGUAGGAACUAUGCCAGGGUGGAUGCCAGCGAUGGGGACGGGCGGACGUCCUUAUCCUGGGCCGCUGAGCAAGGGUAUAGCACUAUCGUCAUGCUGCUUCUGAAGGAGGGCGCCAACAUUGAAUCGGCGGACAACAGUGGUCGAACGCCGCUGUCGUGGGCCGUCUGGAACGGACGAGAGGCCAUGGUCGAACUGCUACUCAGAGAAAGGGCUAACAUUGAUGCGCAAGACAAGAUAGGCUGGACACCGCUGUUGUGGGCUGUAGUGAGAAGACACGAGACGAUCGUCGAGUUUCUCCUCCGGCAAGGUGCUGAGACUGAAAAGAAAGACAAAAGAAAUGGUUGGACACCGCUCUGGUGGGCUGCUCGGAUGGGCCAUAUGGCUAUCUUUCAGCAAUUACUCAAGAGGAAAGCCGAUGUGAAUUCCAAAGAUACGUGUGGCCAGACUCUUUUGGCCUGGGCUAUUCGAAAUGGGGUUGAUGAUGUCGCUCAAUUAUUAUCUGAGGAGCGAGCGCAACUCCCUUCCACCAUAUAG